Cyphellophora attinorum is the source of this 1572-nucleotide messenger RNA. Its product is annotated as putative aspartic-type endopeptidase OPSB. Lineage: Eukaryota; Fungi; Ascomycota; Eurotiomycetes; Chaetothyriales; Cyphellophoraceae. The record is from RefSeq and is a predicted model, not a curated record. The transcript has a single exon. Bases 1 to 1572 code for a protein of 523 amino acids. Gene Ontology annotation, biological process: proteolysis. Gene Ontology annotation, molecular function: aspartic-type endopeptidase activity.
AUGUUGUCACGUACCUCAAUCCUCGCAAUAGCUCCUCUGUUGUCACUACUACACACCGCGCUCGCCGUUCCCGAACCUGGCACGCUCGGCUUUCAAUUUCACAAGCGUACUGUCAGUGGCGAGCAAGCUCUAGGUCUCAGACGAAGACAGAGCGGCACAGUCCUCUCAGGUCUCGACAAUGAGCUUUCUCUUUACCUGAUUAAUGUCACUGUCGGCACACCUGGCCAAGACUUUUCCUUGCAGCUCGACACAGGCUCGUCAGAUAUCUGGUUCCCAACCAACAAUGCCAACGUCUGCCGAGAAAGCGCAGACAACUGCCCAGUCGGCACAUACGACGUCCAGGCGUCAAGUACAUACAAGGAUCCACAACUUCCUGAAUUCCAGAUCGAAUACGUUGACGGCACUCAAAUCACUGGAUCAUACAUUUCCGAUACUCUCAGUCUCGGCAACACGCAGUUGACAAACAUGACAAUGGCAGCUGCGACAAAUCUCAACAGUCUGGGAGUGGGCAUUAUGGGCGUAGGUUUCAGGGCAGACGAAUCAGGCGCUACUGGCGCUCAAGGCUCGCAGGGUUUCACUUACCCAAACAUAAUCGAUGUGCUCCAGAGCGAAGGGUUCAUCAAGUCUCGAGUGUACUCGCUGUGGCUCGAUGAUCUGGAGUCGAAUACUGGAUCAAUCCUCUUUGGCGGUGUCGACAGCGACAAGUACACCGGCAACCUUGUGGCGCUUCCGAUUCAGCUCGACAGUCAGUCCAACAGCAUCACUUCGUUCACUGUGGCAUGGACAGGUCUUCAAGUCAAUGGCAGCGGCAACAACCUCGACGCGUCUCCCUCUAGCCCAGCCCCGGCGAUUCUUGAUUCGGGCACCACCGAUACCCUUCUACCAGACGACAUUGCCGAGCAAAUAUUCAACGGUGUGGGUGUGACCACCACAGAAAAGUUUGGAAAUGUCGUGCCUUGUGAGCUGGCCAACGACGACCUUACCUUCACAUUCACCUUCGGCGGAGAGGGCGGACCAUCUAUUCAGGUGCCACUCUCUGAAUUCGUUGUCCCUCUGGAGACCUCGGAUGGGCAAACGCCAAAAUUCCAUGACGGCAAAGACGCUUGCCAGUUUGCCAUGGAGGCUGCUGGUUCGGCUCCGAUCCUCUUCGGCGACUCCUUCCUCCGAAGUGCGUAUGUGGUGUACGAUCUGGAAAAUCAGCAGGUUGCGCUCGCUCAGCUGAACUCGAAGGCUCAGCAAGGUAGUGGCAACGUUCAGGUGGUAGGUUCCUCUAGCGCGAUUCCGGGCGUCAGUUCCACAGCUACUGCGGCGUCUGUUGCUCAGACGAUCACCGGAAUUCCACGAGAAUCGCAAGAAGCCACAGCCACGGGUGAUAUCCAGUCCGGACAGCAGACAUCGAGAAGUGCAACAUUCAAGUUUUCGGCGACUGGGUCAAGUUCAGGCUCAAGCUCUACCUCGAGUGGUGCUGCUAGUAGCAAUGUGCAGGCUCGGCCAAUGCAGUGGCAAGGUCUUGCAAGCUGCGCGGUUGUGGUCUUGGGAAUGGUUUUCGGUGGAGGACUGCUAUUGUGGUGA